Molecule: messenger RNA, 2800 nt
Organism: Cyprinodon tularosa
Lineage: Eukaryota; Metazoa; Chordata; Actinopteri; Cyprinodontiformes; Cyprinodontidae
Gene: rab34a
Product: RAB34, member RAS oncogene family a
Exons: 11
Coding region: 45-845 (266 amino acids)
Biological process (GO): endocytosis; phagosome-lysosome fusion
Molecular function (GO): GTP binding; GTPase activity
Source: RefSeq, a predicted model, not a curated record
AACAAUAGGAUUAAAACAGACAAAAUAAUUUUCCUCGAGGCUUCAUGUCUCUCAGAGUUCCAACCAUGAGCGUUUUCCCUCCAGUUCGACAGGACCGAGUCAUUGCGCAGCUCCCUCAGGCUUUCAGAAAAGAAGCAGCUUUUCACAUUACGGAAGACUUCAACAAUAAAGUUAGGAGCGCCUGCCAGGAAAGGCGGACUGGCACUGUGGGAUUUAAAAUCUCCAAGGUCAUCGUUGUUGGUGAUCUGGCUGUGGGGAAAACCUGCCUGAUUAAUAGAUUUUGCAAGGAUGCCUUCGAUAAGAACUACAAGGCGACGAUCGGUGUUGACUUUGAGAUGGAGCGCUUUGAGGUGCUCGGCGUCCCUUUCAGCCUGCAGCUUUGGGACACUGCAGGCCAAGAAAGGUUCAAGUGCAUUGCUUCCACAUACUACAGAGGAGCUCAGGUCGUGAUCAUUGUGUUUGACGUAAAUGACAUCGCCUCUUUAAGCCAUGCUCGGCAGUGGCUUGAGGACGCCUUAAAGGAGAACGACCCCACUAGUGUUCAGCUUUUCCUCGUUGGCACCAAAAAGGACAUGAGUUCUCCUGCUCAAUAUUCCCGGAUCGAGCAAGACGCUCUGAAACUUGCAAAUGAGAUUCAUGCAGAGUACUGGGCUGUUUCCUCUCUGACAGGGGAAAACGUCAAAGAGUUUUUCUUUCGAGUCGCUGCUUUGGCCUUUGAGACAAACGUUCUCGCUGAGUUGGAGAAAAGUGGAUCGAGGCAGAUUGGAGACGUUGUCAGAAUUAACAGCACCUCAAGCAAUCCGUACGCUACAACAAAGAAGAAACAGGGAAACUGCUGUCAGUGAGGCUAAGACAAAGGUUUUUACAUUUUUGAGGCCCAAACGCACAGACUUGGAUGAAGGCUUUUUUUUCCAGCAGUGGAUGAAUGGCUGCCAUCCAGCUUGGUUUCUGUGGCCAGAGAGAGAGUGGCUGCAUUUCAUGCCCUGUUUACAGUCUCUUUUUUUUUUUUUUUUUUUUUUUUUUCCAUGGCCAGAGGAAGUUUCCUGUAAGGGAAAAAUGAUGUUAUUCAUGGUGUUUCUCAGUUUUGGCUUGACUUUAACCCAGAAUGAUGGGUUAUGCCGCCAAAAUACCAAAGAGUCUGUAGAUGCUUACUUUGCUUAGAACCUUGGUUUUACUGCCGUAGUUCUGCUUCUCAAUCAAUCCGUUUGUACAUGUUUAACCCAAAUAUAUCUAGUGUUGACUUUUCAUCUAAUUCUAAAUCACCACUUCGACACCCCAUCUCCUCUGUUUGACUUUUAGACUAUCAACACUGAAACAAGGAAACAGACGUGAACAAAGUAGCGCCUAUAAGGUGUUCAGAGCAGUUCCCUAAGGCCCGCUCUAUUCCUAUUAUGAACUUAUCUUGAGGUGUCUUAUUAUAAAUGUAUCUGAAUGCAGCAGCAGCACAGUCUCAUAGGUAUUCGAUGGGUGGAAACAUUUCUGUUUUGCUGGUAAUGUUACUGGGAUCUGUCACACUAAAAUGAAAUCAAACCAUCUAUUGGUUAUACCUACUUGCACACAUAGAGCAAUAUAGACUGAAUAGUUAAUAUUUCUGUUUACUGUGGGAGGAAACCAGAGGGAGAACGAUCUCCAUGAAACUUGUUUUAGAUUUUUUUUUUCAGUGACUGUUUUUUCUCCUCUUAAUCCAAGUUGCUCUGAACCUUAAAUGAUCAACUUUUAAAUAUUUUUUUUAAGUGGAGGUCUAAAUAAAAAAUGCACCAAUUACUUUUCUUCCAAGAUUAUCGGUGUUGAUCCUAUUUAACCGACGAAUGAAUAAACUUUAUAUCUUACCAUGUGAAUGAAGGCUUCAGCUUUGAUAUAAACAUUGUUUAAAAAGGGAAACAAAAUAACACAGAUAUAAAUCUACUUUUUUAUUGUUUAUUAAUGAAUAAUAAAAAAAUAACAGAUAUAGGGCACUGCAUUGGAUCUUAGAUAUCCGAUAUCAAAUCACCAAUAUCAGAUCCAGAUGCAAUCAUUUCAAAAUUUAAAACAACUUUAAAAAUAAUGAUGUUUUGAAAAAUGGAAAUAGUUCUGUUUCCAUAAAGUGCCUUAAAUGUCCAUUAAAUUAUGAUGAUGAGUUAUUGUUUGGUAGGGAUACAGAUAAUGCUGGCCUGUUUUCAGUUUCUUUUUGGAACCUUCUUAGAAUGUUUAAUUUUUAGAAAUGCACAGCUAAAUUUGUAAUAAUUGUGGUAAUUUUAUCUCAUUUUUAUUUUCAUGCCUCCUCAUAAAGGGAAAACUCAUUAAAGGUUGGAUCAGUAUGAAAUGAUGUUGCUGCAAAACAAGUUAUCCCGUUUUAAGACUUUUUAAACUUGUUUUCCAAGCAUGGAGGUUGUUAAAUGUCAAAGUUACAUUAUUAAAGCAUUAGUGUGUCACAGCACAAAGGAGAGAUGUAUUGUGUAUGUGAGCUGAGGGCUAAAACGUAAUAAUAAUAAAUUAAUUUCUAGUGCAACAUAAAGAGAUAUCAGGCAUCAUCAUCAUGCCUUUAACCAUUUUCUCACGCCUCCAUCUUAAGGAAAAAUAUUUCCAGGAAGCUUGAUAGGUACUUACUUAUUGUUUUUAUUUAAUCAGUGACUGAAUUUGUUGUAGAGUUUUUAUUUUGUCUUUGUGAGCAUCAACUGUUUUGAUUCAAGUGUCUGAUUUUUAUUUUUAUUACACGAGAAAUCCUGUGCUAUUAUUUUGGUUAGUAAAAAAAUAUCAAAACCUAAGUCAUUUAAUAAUUACCUUAAUGUAUUUCUAUGCAAAUUAAAGUAUUUGACAUAAA